CCAAUACCCAUACCUCUCUCCGCCAUUCUUUCCGACCCAAUCCCCCAUUCCACCUCAUAAGCGGCAGAACCUUUACUCAAAUGUCCUUUCCUUUUCUUCUUCUCUCUUCUCUGUUAACACUUCUGCGGUUGAAUCCCAAGCUGGCCGGCCGUAGCUCCAAUCUCCAUCAAGAGUUGCUUGGACAGGUUCCCUAUCACUACUCUCGGCCCGCUUCUUCUAGAUUUCUGAUUUCGUGCUCGAGCCAAGGCUAUGGGGAUGAACAAUCGUAUUGGUCGAAACUGAUGGAUGAUUCUACUUUGUAUUAAUUUCUUAAGCUUUCCCAUUAACAGUAGGAGGAGGAACACCUCUCUCCCUGUUACUCUCUGAUAUUUUCGGCCAUUUUCACA
Linum tenue is the source of this 386-nucleotide messenger RNA. NCBI's taxonomy places the organism in Eukaryota, Viridiplantae, Streptophyta, Magnoliopsida, Malpighiales, Linaceae. The record is from the annotation of a GenBank genome assembly.